ACGAACGAUUCAGUCAAUGCAAUCAGGAUUGACGCGGUUGCCGAUGACUUCGACAUUGGCACCACUUCAAUCGAGAAUCAAAACCCAAUCGAACUCGACAGAAUUUCGGAAAUCGAGAAGCGAACUGAUGUCGACUCGGAGUACGUCGAUAGUUUCUUGGAUCUGAGUAGUGCGGAUAUUUCCCCCGCGAAUUGUCGUAAUGUCGCGUGUUCCAAGUCGAGUGGUGACGACGUAUCGAUGAUUAAAAUAAAGAAGUUUGGUGAAACGACGGAAUCCUACGAAGAUCAAGAGUACGAGGAUCAUUUAGAACGAGUAAGCGAAAUAACGACGACGUCUGGCAACGACAGUGAUACCGAUAUCGACAGCGAAGCCCCUUUCACUGGCUUCGAAGGCUCUCAGAAAUUUCCCGUAAAAAUCAAUCACAAGUCGCCGCCGGUGUCGCAGCAAGUCGAAAAGUUUGACAGGCGACACUUCGGUCCGCACAAGGAAGACGUAAUACUUGAAGAAACAUCUACAUGGUAUCCGAGUACCGUGUUUCCCGACCUACCAAAGAGUCCCAGUAGAGACGUCCUUCAUCGCAAGACGAACGAUGACGUUUCCAACAACGACGUAGACGAGAUGGACAAAGCGGACAAUAGAAGUGAGGAGACGACGAAGAUGUACGAGAAACGGAAUAAUACUUACGACGAAUCAUGGCUACCCGGUACCGAAGUACCGGCAUCAGGACGUUUCUCAGACAUCAACUCCGACGAAAAAUUCGCGAUGACUUCGAACAUCGCAGACAAUGAGUUCGAAAACGUGACGCGCGACAGGAACGAUUCCGACAGCAGGACGAAGAUCGACGUAACGAUACCGAGUGCGAGACCGAUAGAGAAAAUAAAUAUAACUAUCCUGGGUCUCUUUGAGAUGACACACAGGGCACUACCGAGACCAGAAGGAUCCAGCGAGCUUCAAGCAGCCAAAUUGGCGGUCGAGCGUAUCAACAAAUUGGAUAUCUUAAAGCGCUUUCGUCUGCGACUUAUUUACAAUGAUACUAAGUGCGAUUCGGGAGUGGCUGUGGACAGAUUCUUUCACGCCUUGUAUUCAACAAGGAAGAAGCACCUGAUGCCAUUCCUGCUCGGCACAGCUUGUUCCGAAGUCACCGAGACUCUGGCCAAAAUUGUUCCUUAUUGGAACGUGAUCCAGGUGUCAUUUGGUUCGACGGCACCAGCACUCUCAGAUUCCAACGAGUUCCCCCUAUUUCUGCGAACCGUUGCGCCGGAUUCGAGUCACAAUCCAGCCAGGAUAGCAUUGAUCAAACACUUUGGAUGGGACACCGUCACCGCGCUUUCGCAAACAGGCGACAUGUACUCUUUGGCAGUGAAUGAUCUGGUCACGGAACUGGAGCAGGCGAAUAUCACGUGCACCGCAACUAUUACAUUCGCCGAGAACGAUUACAAGGAGCAGCUACGAACCUUAAAGGAAUUGGACACUAGGAUCAUUAUUGGAAGUUUUUCGCCGCGAUUGGCGCAACGUGUCUUCUGCGAGACCUGGAAGCUCGGGAUGCAUGGCGGCGAUUAUGCAUGGAUUUUGCCAGGUGAAACCAUUGACUCCUUAGGACUAACGGGCAAUUGGUGGAACGUCGGCGUCGGAGAAUGUUCACCCUCUCAGCUGUCACAGACUCUGGAUGGUUUAAUCAUCGUCAAGAGCCACGCCACAGUUGUAGGGAAUGAGACCAGCUCCUCGGGAUUGACCAGCAAGAAAUUUACUUCGGAGCUGAAUAAUACAGGCGUCAUACACUCGAAAUACGCGGGUCAAACCUAUGAUGCCGUAUGGGCCAUGGCACUCGCCUUCGCCGAAACUGAAGUCCUUCUAAAUCGACGGAACGAAAGUAUGGCGCAGUACGCUCACACGAGGAAGGACCUCGCCAAGCUUUUAUUGGAACAGCUUAAGGAUCUACGCUUUAUCGGAGUUUCGGGCCCAGUUUCCUUCGACGAUGCAGAUCGUGUUGGCAUCACGGCGUUCUAUCAGAUGCAUGGACACGAUAUUAAGAGAAUAGCUAUCUAUACUCCCGAAGAUGAGAAACUGAUAAUGAACUGUCCAGGAUGUGAGGCUACAAGAUGGCCCGGAGGGCAAGUACCAGCGGCUCGCAGGGUCUUUCGAUUACGAAUGGUGACAGUGGCACCCGCCGCGUUCCUCGCUAUCACCUGCAUUGCCAGCGUCGGUGUUACCUUAGCGCUCGCUUUUCUAGCAUUUAAUCUUCACUUUCGCAAGCACAAAAGCAUAAAACUUUCAAGCCCGAGGCUGAAUAAUAUGGCAGCCGUUGGCUGCGGUCUGGUCUACGGUGCUGUUAUACUUUUGGGACUGGACGACGCCACGCUUCCCGACAGUGAUGGUUAUUAUCCUACGGUGUGCAAGGCGAGAGUGUACCUACUAUCGGCUGGCUUCUCCUUAGCUUUUGGCUCGAUGUUCACGAAGACUUAUCGGGUACACAGAAUCUUUACGAGGAGCCGGAGCGGGGUUGUUAAGAACAAGCUGCUCCAAGAUACUCAGCUGAUAUUCUUGAUCUGCAUGCUCCUGGUGAUCGAUGUCGUUGUAGUGACUCUAUGGGUGAUUCUGGAUCCGAUGCAACGUCACCUGCAAAAUCUCACCCUAGAAAUAAGCCCACAAGACCGAGGGGUCGUCUAUCAGCCUCAGGUGGAGGUGUGCCGUUCGCAACAUACGAACGGCUGGUUAAGCGCUCUCUACGUUUACAAAGGUUUAUUACUCGUAGUCGGAGUCUACAUGGCCUGGGAAACAAGGCACGUAAAGAUUCCAGCCUUAAACGACUCGCAAUACAUCGGUAUGAGCGUGUACUUCGUGGUAAUCACGUCGGGUAUCGUCGUAGUGCUAGCCAAUCUGAUGCCUGAUCGCGCGACCCUGGCCUUUGUCACGAUCACUGCCCUGAUUCUAGCCUCGACUACGGCGACCCUGGCGCUCCUCUUCCUGCCCCAAUUAGCGAAUAUCCUGGCGGGAGAGAGAGCCGACCCAGUCGUGCAAAGUCUAGGUCUCAAGAUCGAAUGCAACACGCGUAGAUUCGUCACCGACGACAAAAGAGAGCUACAAUAUCGUGUGGAGGUGCAAAACCGAGUGUAUCGUCGUGAGAUGGCACAGCUGGAAUUGGAAUUGGCUAGAUUGGAGAAACAGCUAGCACAAGAGCCAGUAGAGCCGUCGCACACCUCAUCAAGCGCCUCAAUCCCACAACGAAAUCCAAGUAUUGGAGGCGGUUUACCUCUUUUGUUGCUCAGUGUUCUGCCGCCGGUUAUCCCCCGAGCUAGCUGGCCCUCCGCAGAUUCGUCCGGCAUACGUCGCGGUACCGUAGCAUUUAGCAGUCAACCGGAUCUGGAGCCCGGCGAUCCCAGGCAAAGCCUGGCCGACCUUUACAAACUACACCGUCGCCGGGAGACCGAGGGUCCAAAUCGGCUGGGCGUUUUUCAACGACUCUUCAGUCUCUUCGGCAGCAGGCCGAGUAGCAGAAAGACCUCCACAGCAUCGUUCACCGGGGUUGCAUCAGCGCUUCGAGUCCAUAUGGGUUACAUCGCUGGUUUAGUGCCCGGCGCGAAAGCUGCUUCUACUUGCCAAGUGGAUGCCCAAGGCACUCAUUCACCUCAUACACGAUGCGGUUCAGGACCAAUAAUUAGCAUUACUAGCGAGGAAGAUCGUAGGUUAAGCCUAGUAGGGCUACGUCGCAAGGAAAGUAGCGAGCCUAAAGUAAAUUUCAGCCUACCGCCACAGACGAGCACGAGUCAGUCAUCUUCUCGAGAAAAAAUACGCGGCUCACCUCGGUUUCCUCAUCGAAUAAUUCCAGCGAAUAGUUUAAGCGCCAUCGCACAAGGUACAUCGAUUACGAGACCGCAUCGUUGGCAUUCGAUGGAUGAUGCGACGAAACCAAAGGUUACUCAAACAACGUCUCGUGGCUCGUGUAGUCCCAACUCCGACGUGUGGACCGCGAGCGAGGUCAAGGUUUCUUUCAGCGAGGCCAAUACCGUCAGAGUCAAGAAACCACCGGAUUCUUUAGCCUUAACUAAUCAAGUAGAUUCAAAGAUGAGUCCAAUCGAUACAAGACUGGGUAGUGAUUUGAGGAAGCUAUUCAGAGAAAACGACAGCGAAGAGGCAGUCAGUCCCGCUGAACACGAACUGAAGACAAUGCAGUCGAGUUCGUCGUCCUCUUCGUCCAUGAAGAUAAUCGGUACCACUAGCGAUUCUGUAUCUUUAAAGAACGAUUCCACCCCAGAGACUCGACACGAUAUCGUUACGAACAUCUGUCAAGAAUCAAAGCCUCGUCCAACGAGUCCAGUGAUUUCAAUAGUUGAUAUAGAUAACCCAGGGGAGGAAUCGAACGCUGAUGUCGAUAGUCAUGUCGGUACUUCCUGCGAAGAUAAGCAAUCGACUCCUGUAACGUAA
Cyphomyrmex costatus is the source of this 4422-nucleotide messenger RNA. RefSeq names its product gamma-aminobutyric acid type B receptor subunit 3 (gene GABA-B-R3). Bases 238 to 4422 code for a protein of 1394 amino acids. Lineage: Eukaryota; Metazoa; Arthropoda; Insecta; Hymenoptera; Formicidae. Gene Ontology annotation, molecular function: G protein-coupled GABA receptor activity. Gene Ontology annotation, cellular component: membrane; G protein-coupled receptor heterodimeric complex. The transcript has 18 exons. Gene Ontology annotation, biological process: gamma-aminobutyric acid signaling pathway; G protein-coupled receptor signaling pathway. The record is from RefSeq and is a predicted model, not a curated record.